This is a messenger RNA of Puntigrus tetrazona (Sumatra barb), 2695 nucleotides long. RefSeq names its product 1-acylglycerol-3-phosphate O-acyltransferase ABHD5 (gene abhd5b). The record is from RefSeq and is a predicted model, not a curated record. Gene Ontology annotation, molecular function: catalytic activity. The coding region runs from base 20 to 1117 and encodes 365 amino acids. Gene Ontology annotation, cellular component: lipid droplet. The transcript is spliced from 7 exons. Lineage: Eukaryota; Metazoa; Chordata; Actinopteri; Cypriniformes; Cyprinidae. Gene Ontology annotation, biological process: negative regulation of triglyceride storage; positive regulation of triglyceride catabolic process.
UGACAAUACAUGAGGAACUAUGAGAACAGAUCAACCGGAGUUUGUGCUUACACAGAGGAGGUCGUGGUGGAUCUCCAGCUGGCUGCCGUCCUGGUGUCCCACCUCGCUCUCUCAUCUUAUUAAAGCAGAAAACACAAUCCUGAAAUCCAUCAAAGUGAAGUUUACUCAAGGAUAUGUUCCCAUAUCUAAUGGCAACUACAUAUGGACUCUUGGCUUUAAUGAAAGAGAGCGCUCACCUGACGUCUCAGCCUCUGGGGUUCAGUGCCAUCAGGUCCCACUGGUGCUUUUACAUGGUUUUGGGGGUGGAGUGGGUCUGUGGGUAAAAAACCUACCUGCCCUUGCACUGGAAGGAAGGCCCGUGUUUGCCCUGGAUAUGUUGGGUUUUGGACGCAGCAGUCGACCGACUUUUGGCAGGGAUGCCAAGGAUGCGGAGGAGCAGUUUGUACAAGCCCUGGAGGACUGGAGAAGAGCAGAGGGGUUGGAACAUAUGAUUCUUCUGGGCCAUGAUCUUGGAGGAUAUGUGUCUACUGCAUAUGCCCUGAAAUAUCCUGACAGAUUGAAGCACUUAGUGUUGGUGGAGCCAUGGGGUUUUGCAGCAAGACCAAAUGUUCAGGAGCGUUGGGUUCCAGUCUGGAUUAAAGUAUUCGGGGCAGCAAUGAAUCCAUUUAAUCCUCUUGGUCUGCUUAGGCUGGCAGGCCCGCUGGGUCCUUUGUUGCUACAGCUUUUGCGAUCAGAUUUUAAGCAGAAAUAUGCUUCUGUAUUUGCCGAUGACACGGUGACUGAUUACAUUUACCACGUGAACGCGCAAACGGCCAGCGGUGAGACGGCGUUUAAAAACAUGACAAUCCCAUACGCAUGGCCUCAGCACCCCAUGAUGGAUCGCGUCGAGAUGAUCAGUCCCUCUCUUUCUAUGACCUUCAUCUACGGAUCACGUUCCAGCUUCGAUGACCAAUCAGGAAAAGCCAUUCAAGAGAUGAGACCCAACUCACACACAGAAAUCAUAGUCAUCCAAGGUGGGGGUCACUAUGUAUUCGCUGACCAAUCGGACGACUUCAACCAGGCGGUGCACAAGAUAUGCAAUAAUGUCAAGCACAUAAUCAAUGGGAAGGAUGAAUGAGAAAGAGAAAUGAACAAAAAAAUGCAUGGUAGAGUGAUUAUGAGCCCAAGUCGUGUGUAAGGGACAGAGUUGUGAAAUGAGAGACAGAGGAAGAUGAGGUAGAAAAAAAUACAAAAGGAAACUGAAAACUUCUUUCUCUAUCAUUUAUAGCUUUUGCAAGCGUAUGUUGUACUGUUUUAAAAUGUAGGGCCCUAUUUCAAUAAUCUAAGGUCAAGGUCUAAAGCACUCGUACACUUAGUCCAUGUUCACUUUUGCUAUUUAAAUGAAAGGAAAAACUUCUAGAAAGGUUGUCCCUAUUUUCUUAAUAAUGGGUGUGUUUUAGGCAUAAUGUGCAAUAAACCAAUCAUAGUCUCAUCUCCCAUUCCCUUAAACAGCCAAUGACGGCUUUGCUACUUACAUGGCGAAUUUACAAAUUCAAAGACUGAAUGCAAGUGAAUAUGUUCCUUAUUUACGAUACAUGCAAUUAAUAUCUAUUAUGACAUGUAGGCAUUUUUUAUUUAUGUAGCCUACACAAUAAUAAUAUGUUACACGGUAAUCCUUUAAUUUUCAAUAUUUAUCAUGUUUGUGUGCUGCUGCUGUAUGUGUGUGUGUAAUAAGCAGAGUGUACACACGUUGUGGACCUGCAUAUACUAACACGCUCUUUAAAUAACAACAAAAAAAUACUAUUUAACUUGCCUCAAAAUAGCAACGCGCCACCAAUGUGCCUGAACACACCUCGUUUUCACACCAGCAUGCCCAUGAGCACUUAAACUGGCGCAAAUGCAUUUGCUAUUAAAACAACGUUGUGUAAGUGAAAAUAAUUUAACGUUAUUAGUACUUUUUUUUUAUAUUACCAUCUUACUAAUACUUAUUCACUAAUUCAUUGCUUAUUCUAGUACUAAAAAGUUACUACUACUUAUUAAGUACUAUACUUAUUAAGUACUUAAGAUACUCAUUAAAGGAACAGUUCACCCAAAAACGAACAUUCAGAAAAUUCAUAUAGAUUUGGAACUACUCGAGGGUGAGUAAAUGAUUACAGACUUCUUCAUUAGAUACAAAAAAAAAUAAUAUUUCAGUAGUGAGUAGUAGCUUCUAUUUUGUUACUAAUAACAAAUUUAAAAAAAAAAAAAAAAAAAAAACAUGACCAUCAUUGAGAUAUCAACUAUUCAGUUUUGACUAGUAUGUAUUCUACUAGCGACUGUAGACUUUAAUUUGUAUGUGCUAGUAGUAAUUCAAUAGAUACAUGCUGCACUCACACCAUGUCGUAAUUCCGAGAAGAUAACAUGACAUUAUCUAAAUUAUGUGUUUCUAUGGCAACACUAUCAACUCCAAAGCCCAAACCAAAGCCCUCAAAUGCUCCUGAACUUGUAAUCGCUUAACUUGUAGGUUAUACUAUUUAGUUAUAAUUGUAAAAUUAUGUUUAUAUAGAUUAUAUAGAUCAAUGUAUUCAUCCAUGUUGAUGAAGCUUAAAUAGACCAAAAAAAUAAUCUUUGUAUAAUUUAGCAUCUUUAGGCAGAGCUGCCCAGCCUUUCAACUAUUUUGAGGAUUUUGGGGUGUGUACUAUCAAUAGCAACAUUAAUAUUGUUAAUAUUCAUUUUA